Tachysurus vachellii is the source of this 1019-nucleotide messenger RNA. Its product is annotated as chemokine-like protein TAFA-2. Bases 235 to 645 code for a protein of 136 amino acids. The transcript is spliced from 6 exons. The record is from RefSeq and is a predicted model, not a curated record. Gene Ontology annotation, molecular function: receptor ligand activity. Lineage: Eukaryota; Metazoa; Chordata; Actinopteri; Siluriformes; Bagridae.
CGUGAGCAACAUCUGGAUUAAAGCAGAUGCAGAGUCGCAAAAAAUCAGAAAUCCCAACAGGGCUGCGUGAUCCUGAGCGAAAUCAACUAUGCUCAUAUCACGCCGGACUAUUGGCCAGUCUCUGCUCAAUCUGAUGGAUUAAGGAACAGAGCUGAGGAGUGUGUGAGAGAGAGAAAGAGAGGGAGAGAAAGGAAUAGAGAGGGAAAGAGAGCGCACACGGAGCGGCGCAGCAGGAUGAUUAAGAAACAAAAGCAGAAGACCUUUACACAAGUUCUGCUGCUCAUCUGCAUGCUAACACUCUUUCUAUCACCGAUACACAUCGCAGGACAUAAAGCAGUUCACCAUGUCAGGACAGGAACAUGUGAAGUUGUAGCAUUACAUCGAUGCUGCAAUAAGAACAAGAUAGAGGAACGUUCUCAGACCGUGAAAUGCUCCUGCUUUCCGGGACAAGUGGCUGGAACCACCCGAGCAGCACCUUCCUGUGUAGACGCCUCCAUAGUGGAGCAGAAGUGGUGGUGUCAGAUGCAGCCCUGUCUGGAUGGAGAGGAGUGUAAAGUUCUGCCUGAUCUUAAAGGCUGGAGCUGUGCUACAGGGAACAAGAUCAAGACCACAAAGAUCUCCUCUGACCGGGAUCAGCUUUGGUAGCGGAUGGAAACUAGAUACAGGUUGACUGAGUUGGAGAACCGUCUGAAGGCUCCUCAUCCUUACCUGUGGAUCUGAUUUGUGUAAAGACUGUUUUGUAACAGACACAGAACGAAGCACUGAAGGUUUUCCAGGGACAUCAAUGAUGUGAAAACAUCUGGACGCUGUUCUGUACCCUAGCUUUAUAAAGCUUGUUGUGGAUUUCUGUAGUUGCGUUUUGCUUGCCGUUUUUUGGACUUAUGGCUCAGUUACACAAUUUCCUUUAUACGGAUCCACAUGGAUCCAAGUGUGACAACCAUUUUGCCUCAAGAGUACAGUACAGUUAUUUAGUUUAGCUUAUAAAUGCAAAUAGACUUAAGGAUUUAAAUAUUGGCAAU